AACUCUGGACUGUGAUCUAAUGUGUCGUAAUCAGUUUUUAAGUUCUUCUUUGGAAAAACAGAAGAAAAUUGUUAAUGAACUACACAUAGAGCUUAGUAAUUCUCAUAGCAGAGUUGUAGAAUUAGAAGCUAAAUUGGAAAGAAAGGAGACAGAAUUUCAAAUGCAACUAGCACGCGAAUUAAAUCCUUUGAAAGAACAACUUCAAGUUCAUACUCAAACAACCGGGAUUCUAAUAGCAGAGAAGGCAGAGCUCACUGCUGCUCUUAGCCAGGCACAACAGAGUACCAGACAUAGUACAGAAGAAAUAGAAGAAUUAAUGGGAAAGUUAAAAAAUUCACAACUUCGUGUAAUUGAAUUGGAAAAAGAAACAUCUACUUUAAAAAACAGUAACGAAGAACUAAGGAAAAAUUGCCAUCAGCUACAAAGUGAACACGAAUCUCUCGAAAAGAAAUUUUUUGACUUGAAGAAAGAAAAAGAAGACUUGAGUUUGGAGGCAUCAGAAUUGAAACAGAAAUUAAACCUAAAAAAGACAGAAUUGAUUGCUGUUCAACAAGAGCUGCACGAGAAAACUGCACUGCUUUCGUUGAGUGAACUUAGAAUACAACAGAUGAGAGGUGCUACACCAACAGAGGAGGAAAAACAUGCAGCAACUGUUUUAGAACAGGAACUAGCACAAGCUAAAGAAUCUUUAAAAGCAGUUAGUACUGAAAAGAAUGAAACCAAUAAACAGUAUCAAAAUUAUGUGAAACAGUUAGAUAUGCAACAAUCGAAAUUAUUAGAUGAGAUAAAGACACAGAAAAAGACUAUAGAAGAUUUACAAUCGAGAGAACAAAGUUAUCUGCAAAGACUUUCGGAACUUGAGCAACAAUUACAACAGGAGAGGGAAAAGAUAGAAAAUCUAUUGCCUUUGCAAGAUUGUAAAGGUGAAAUGAAUAAUCUAUUAAAAAAUAUAGACGAACUAACUCUCGAACAAGAAAGGCUUCAUGUUACACUUUCUGGGAAAGAUUCACAAAUCGAAAUGCUAACAAAAGAUAUAAACGAUCUACGCGAAGUAGGCAAUAAGGAGGCUGAAGUAGCAAAGUUAGCUAAUGCUCUUGAAAGUGAGCAGCUGGGAGCAUCUAGAGCGCUUCAUCAGAAUCGACAGUUAAAAGAACAAUUAACCGACAUGGAGAAUGCUUUUGUUUCCCUAAGCAAUGCAAAGCUGGAUUUAACGGAGAAACUUCAAGCAGAGCGUUCCAUUGGACGCAAGUUAAAUGCUCAAUUGAAUAACGUUGAAGCCGAGCUAGAACAAAUGAAAGAAAAACUGAAAGAAAAGGAGACUGUGCUCGAAGAACUCGAAAAGGAGAAACUUCAAAGUGCUCAGAUAGCUGAUCAGAUGCAACACUACCAGGCGCAGUCGCAUCAUAUCGAUACUUUCCAGCGGGAACUUCAAAACGCCCUGAUUACGAUAGAAAAACUAGAAAAAGAAAAGCAAGGGCUUGUGCAGAGAAUAAAUGAGAAAGUCGAAAACAGUGCUUCCCCUCAAAAUGACUCCAGUAUUACAAUUGAACAUAACGAUUGUAGUCUAGAAGAGAACGUAAACGAGGAGAAUUCAGAUGAAUGUAAUGUUGGAGUAUCAGAGCCUGUAAAACAAUUGGAACAGAGGUUUAAACAAACGAUGGAACGACUCGCUGAACUUACGGAAGAGAAACAAAAGCUUGAACAUCUUGUUUUACAAUUACAGAGUGAAACAGAGACAAUAGGAGAAUAUAUAACUCUGUACCAAAAGCAAAGAGCAGUUCUUCAAAAUAGGGCGAGAGAAAGGGAGCAGGUAUUCCGACAGUUGCUUGAACAAAGGAACCAACAACAAGAACAACUUCAUAAAUUAAAAGUUUUGGUUAGUGAUUUCCUCAGAAAAGAAUACAUGCAUUCUAAUGGGACAGAACACAUAAUACAAACAGAAGUGAACACCAACGAUAUUGUACCCGUGAAAAAGGCAAAAGAAGCAAAGGAAUCGGACACCGAUAAUACAAGUGUUUCAGAGCUCCUAGAUGUUUUAACAAAGAUAAAGGACUGUUAUGUUCAUUGUCCAAACCGUAGACGAACAUAAACAUAUAUAAUAGACUGC
Molecule: messenger RNA, 2107 nt
Organism: Dufourea novaeangliae
Lineage: Eukaryota; Metazoa; Arthropoda; Insecta; Hymenoptera; Halictidae
Product: golgin subfamily A member 2-like
Exons: 11
Coding region: 20-2089 (689 amino acids)
Biological process (GO): Golgi organization
Cellular component (GO): Golgi cis cisterna; Golgi cisterna membrane; cis-Golgi network
Source: RefSeq, a predicted model, not a curated record